ACGUGCUGCUAAAAACAGACAAAAAAAUCAACAAUUCAUAACUAAACCUGAUUGAACCCGUGAAAUUAAAACGUUUUAGUAUAAUUAUGCAGAUGUUUUGGGUAGAAAUGGGAGCUGCUUCAGUGUGAGAUGUAGCUGUGAGGACAUGGAGGUGCAUUGUAAAUGAAGUGGAGAUGAAUGUAUCAGGUAGGCGCAGUAAAACUGGAUCUGCUCGAUCUAAAAACGAAGAACAUGAAGAUAAAUCAUCAGCAGGAUCCAGUGGAUCUCUCAUUUCAACAUCUGCAGAGGAGCAGAGUGUGGAAAACACACCAUCAGCCAGAUGUCAAGCAAAGUGCAAAGCUGGUGCCGUUUGUGGCUUGUCAUUGGAAGAUGAAUCAGAGAAGACCCUAACCAUCACUGACGUAAAUGAACACGUCCCCGCCCAACGAAGUGGGAGAACAAAAAGAGGUAUGAAGCGCAAAAGAGGGACGACAGAAACGGGCUCUCUGGAGGGUGUUGAGGAGGAAGGAGAUGACGAUGAUGAUGAUGAAAUCCAACCAGAGGUUGAGAUCGACCCCGAGCUGGACCGGGAGCUGGAGAGCAAGUCACGCCAGCAUAACCUAACCUCGGCCAAUGUGCGCAGCAUCAUACACGAGGUGCUAACGAACGAGCAUGUCGUGGCCAUGAUGAAAGCCGCCAUCAACGAGACCGAACCUGUUCCUGUGUUUGAACCUAAGAUGACCCGAUCUAAACUGAAGGAGGUGGUGGAGAAAGGAGUGGUCAUCCCCGCUUGGAACAUUUCACCCAUCAAGAAGCCGAGCCAAGUAAAGGUUCCUCAGUUUGUGGACAUCCCUCUAGAAGAGGAGGACUCGUCUGAUGAAGAGUAUCGGCCCGACGAAGAGGAGGAGGACGAGACGGCGGAGGAAACACUUCUGGAAAGUGAUCUGGAAAGUACGGCGUCGUCGCCGCGCGGCACACGGCUGAGCCUCAACAGAUCCUACAGCGAAUGCGAGGGCGAGAACAGCUGCAGCCCCAGACAGACCCUGCGCAGGGCAAGGCACGUCCAGGUGGAGGUGGUGCCCAUGGGUCCCCCUCCACCUCCGCAGGGCCCGGAACCAUCACGGCACCAGUCAGAGAGCAGCUUCAUGGAGAAACUCCACGCUGUGGAUGAAGAGCUGGCCAUCGGGACUGACCGUAUGGACACUUACCAGUCCCUCACCACUAACGGAGAGGACGGCCUGAUGGCUUUCCGCACCCGUUCCAAACGGCCGCUCAGAGACGUGCCGCUGGGCCGACUGGAGGCGGAGCUCAUAGCCCCUGACAUAACGCCGGACAUGUAUGAGAAUGGCUCCGCCCCCGAGGACAGAGAGUGGACGGGGUGGCUGCAGGGUCUCAUGAACUCGGACGUGGAGAAUGAAGAGGAGGGCGACGAUGAGGACGAUCCAGAUUUCAACUUCCUGGCUGACAUCGAUGAGCCAGAUGUGGAGGACUACCGCAAUGACAAAGCGGUGCGCAUCACCAAGAAGGAAGUGAACGACCUGACGGAAGAACUGUUUGACACAUUUCAGGAUGAAUUAGCAGGUCUGGAUGAAGAAGGCCAUGAGGAAGAAGAGGAAAAGGAGGAAGAAGAGACUUCUCAACAAGACCCACCUAGUAUUUUGGAGACUAUUCAGUACGAGGAUCCUUUGGCAGACAUUUUAACCCAGAGCUACAGCACCGUGAGAGAGAAGCUGGCGGCCGUGCGUAAGCGUAAGGCUGUGUUGGAGAGUAAAGGCGUGCCCAUCCCACCUCCUCGUCCUAAACGUCCCAGCAGCCCCAUCUCUCUGUUCCUCAGCCCGGCGCAUAAGCUCCACCUUCAGCAACACGUCCAGCAGCAUGUGCAGCUCCUGACUCAGGUGAACAUGCUGUGCAGGUCAGUGGACACUCUGCAGACCGAGACCUGCACAACUCGACAGUUUCUGUCUGAGCUGCAGUUCUUUGCCCAGCGUGGGGAGCAGGCUAAUCCCGGUUUUGUCAGUAUCUUCAACUCCUGUAACCUGCAGGGUGCGCUCUCUCUUCUAGAGGAACUGGACCAGUCCGCCAAACACGACGCUCAGAACCCGUGUCCAGUAUUUCCAGGUUCCCGGAUUCCGGCUGAUCUGGCCUGGUUGAUGGCAACUCGGCCGGUGUUUCUCUACCCAGAAUUGCUUCCCGUCGUCAAGCUGCAUCCCUGCCGUCACAAAAGCCCCUUCACCGCCGCGGCGAGCUGCCUGGUGGUUUUGGGUCAUAAGCAUUUUAAGGACACCGUGCACCCUCUCAAGCUGACAUGCCACUACCUGCUGGCAGGCCGAAACAUCAAGUGCCUGAGAGAACAUGUUCGCCUCUCGUGUCGUAAGCAAAGCCCCAACGUUAUAAAGAAUUACUUUGUUGAAGGUCAGUGCCCGCCCAUGCCGCUGGCCUGUGGUCGGGUCAGUCCCACUGAUCAGCGCCCCCCACUGGAGAGAGACAGACACCUCCUGCCUCCCUGGAUUUUGGAAAACCUCAAACUAUUUUAUGAAGAAGUGCAAAAGUACAACCUGCCUUCCCCUAAUUCACAAUCUAACGUUCCUGAAGAAAGCCCGAAUUCCUCCAAAGACCAGACCUGCACGUCUUACACCUUCCCGGCUGGUACUCGUUACCCUCCCAGACUUCCUGAUUCUGUGAUUGUAACCCUUAAACCACGUGUUCCACCCGCCAGCUGCAAGAAUAAAGCCCACAGUGCUUCCACCAAACCUCCGCCGUCUGCAAAGGAUCUGGAGGAAGCACUUAGUCGCCUCCCGCCCAUUCUGCCGAAGCUCGCUGGCGACCCUGUUAAUCCUAAUCAGGCUGGUGCCGUUUCUAAGAGGCAGAGAACCCGAUUCUCUAGAAGAAGGGCUUACAGAAGGAAUUCAUCCAAUAUCAACCCAGGAAAACUCAUCGUAGGUCUUGCAGCCACAUCGGCUGGUGUACAAGCACCAAAUAUAGCGCCGAUGUGUUCAAGCCAAGGAAGCAUCAUAAUGGCGCUGCCGACUGCCUUCAUAUAUCCCACCUCCACCCCCCAAACCCAACCGCUAUCUGCCUCAUUAGCUAAUGAGAACAUGAGUCAGAGAUGUGGCACCUUACUCAAACUCAGCAUGGACCAGAAACUUCUAAAGCCUCUGGCUACAUCUCAGUCCUCACAGUUUCUCAUCCUGCCUCCAGGAUAUGUGGUCACCAGCAGCUCCCACAGCCAGGCCGCUCAGCUGAACCCAAAUGACGAUCAGAACGUUGCGGUUUCACCACACGAACCCCCAAGAAGGAAAGCAGAAGGAGAAGAGACCGAGCUCGGUGAAAUCGUCGGCAACGACGAGGAAGCGGAGGAUUGUGCCGGGAGGUUUCUCGGGAAACCGUUCCUCACCCUGUCUGAAUCUUCUGGAAGCCCUGCGCCAAGCUUAGAUGAGGGAGAUGAUGCCACGGAAGUGGGAGACGGAAAGGAACAGACACACAGAGCAUCUGCACAACCAGGUGGGAUCGCAGAAGAGACAAAUACUUCUAAAAACUUAAUAGAAGUGACCAUGGCUGCUUCUGAAACAUCUGUACUGUGUCUGCCAGAGGUUCAGGAAUCACCGAAGCUGCCGUCAGAGCCGGGAUCUGAACAAACAGGACCCUCGGAUGCUGACAGAUCAGAACCUCGUGCUUCAGCAGAGACGGCUGAGAAGACGCCAAAAUCGGAGCAUCUUCACGACCAAACGUCCGACGAUCCUCGGAGGGAUAUAAAAGACAUAGCGUUCGCGCAGGCCUACCUGGAGAAGGUGUGCGAGGCUGUGCAGGUGGAGCCAGGGAAGGUGGAGGAGUUCCUGAACGUGCUGUACGAGUUCGAGAGGGACUCCGAGGGCAGGACGGCGGUGGAGCUCUACGCGAGGCUUAAACCCGUGCUGAGCGACUGGCCCGAGCUGCUGCGAGAUUUCGCGGCUUUUCUGCACCCCGAACAAGCCCAGGAAUGCGGCCUGCUGGCGGAGCAGCAGGCGUUCGAAAGGAGCCGGGCGUUCCUGCGGCAGCUGGAGCUCACUUUCGGCGAGCACUCGGUGCACUACAGGACGGUUGUACGGACUCUGCAGCAGGGACUCCCUAAAACCCGGCGCGGCUCAGAGGAGAUGAAAGCCAAGUUAGCUCUGCUGUUCCGUGACCACGCCCACCUGCUGGAGGAGUACUGGGUGUUUUUGGAGCAGCUCCACCCCACCGUGCAGCAUGAAGAGGAGGAGGAAGAGGAGGCCGACACUCAAGACGUCUUCAGUCACGAGCUUAUCGGGUCGCACUCGAAAACCGAGAGGACAGAAACUCUCGAAGAUCAAAGCCACUCUGAGAAGGCUGCAGGAACAGAGCCGGAGGUAAAAGCGAGUACGGCAGGAGACGUUCAGUCCCACCUCAUCACCUCACAGAUUCCUGUGUGUGCAAAGAAUAUUUCACACAUGCCAAGCGGGAAGAAAGUGGUGCUGUGGACAAGGGAGGCUGACCGUGUGAUCCUGACCGCAUGUCAGCAGAGAGGAGCUUCUCCCAGCACUUUCACUGCUAUUGCUGCUCAGCUGGGUAAUAAAACAGCGUCUGAGGUUGGUGCACGCUAUCAGGAUCUCAUAAAACUCUUCCACAAAUCCUCAAAGCUGCAUCACACCAGCCCCGAAGAGGAACCGGACUGAGAGGAAGCAGAAAACGGUGCUCAGCUACCCACCAGACCCACUGCAAUCUCAAUUUCGAAAGUGGACAGACACGAGGACUCUCAAAACCACUCUGGACUCUUUCCUGAGCCGUAAGAAUUCUCACUGCAAGCGUCUCCGAAGGCAACAGGCAACUCGAGGAUGUAGAACGUCAGAAAGCCAGCCAGCCUAAUGUGUUCGAAUGCUAAUAAAAAGAUUGGAUUAGAA
Messenger RNA from Trichomycterus rosablanca, 4874 nucleotides. It is a transcript of the gene gon4la, whose product is annotated as gon-4 like a. NCBI's taxonomy places the organism in Eukaryota, Metazoa, Chordata, Actinopteri, Siluriformes, Trichomycteridae. Gene Ontology annotation, biological process: regulation of DNA-templated transcription. Bases 174 to 4649 code for a protein of 1491 amino acids. The record is from RefSeq and is a predicted model, not a curated record. Gene Ontology annotation, cellular component: nucleus. The transcript is spliced from 28 exons. Gene Ontology annotation, molecular function: transcription coregulator activity.